This is a messenger RNA of Paramecium pentaurelia, 1569 nucleotides long. NCBI's taxonomy places the organism in Eukaryota, Ciliophora, Oligohymenophorea, Peniculida, Parameciidae. The record is from the annotation of a GenBank genome assembly.
AUGAAUUUAGGACCUCGCAGAAAUAUAAAGGAAAUGCUCCCAAUUCACUAAAACUUUAUUGAAUCUCAUAAUUACUAAUAAUUAUUCAAAAGUCCUGUGAGCACUAGACAAAGAUAAUAAAGACCAUCCAAAUUACCCUCAUUCAAAAUGUCUAUUGGAUAGUAGGCUCCAGUUCCUGUGUCACCACCUGUUUCUCCUUAAUGGAGGACUCGUAAUAUGAGUCGUGUAGAAUAAAGAAUGUUAAGUGUAAGUCCUCCUUAAGUACCUUCAGUACCUUAAAGUCCAAAAUAUUAGAUUUAGAUGUAGAUCUUCAAUGAACAAAUAUUAGUGAGUUAAUGUAACUUAAUUAGUAAAAAGCCUUGAAGAGAAAAAUCAAUGAAAGUGGAGCUAAAAAAUAACCGGUUCAAACACCUGAGAAGUUAUUAAAUCAACAAUCUUUAAUUCGAGAAGAUCUAAACAAAGGUAGUUUUAAAUUCCUGUUUGUGCUUGGAAAAGGUGGUUUUGGAAAAGUGUGGAGAGUGGAACUUUGUAAAACUCGAAAGCAAUAUGCAAUGAAAGAGAUGAGUAAAGCCAGGUAUUUUAAUACGUUAAAUGAGAAUCUUAUCAAAAAAGUCUGUCCAUUCAGUUAUAAAUGAAAGGAUUCUUCUAAGUAAACUAAGACAUUCUUUCAUUGCCAACAUUCACUUUGCAUUUUAAGAUAGAGAUCAUCUAUAUUUAGUGAUGGAUUUAUUAACAGGAGGCGAUUUAAGAUAUCAUAUUGGAGUGAAUCGUCGUUUCACUGAAUGGCAAACCAGUAAAGAGUUCAAUCUAAUAUAGAAUUCAUUAUUGCUUGUUUAUUACUGUGUUUAGAGUACUUGCAGAAUAAUAAUAUCAUACAUAGAGAUAUUAAACCUGAGAAUGUAGUAUUUGAUAAAAAGGGUUAUCCAAGAUUAACUGAUUUCGGGAUUGCAAGAGUAUUAAAGCCUGAAAAUAGUUAAGAAACAAGUGGAACUCCAGGAUAUAUGGGUUAGUAAUUAUAUUAAGUCAGAUAGCCCCAGAAGUAAUGUGUAGACAGAAUCAUGGAAUAGGAGUUGAUCAUUUCGCUUUGGGAGUUAUGAUACAUGAAUUCAUGCUAGGAAGAAGACCUUAUGUAGGUAGAUCACGUAAGGAAAUCAAAGAGAUGAUGUUAACUAAGUAAGUUACUAUCAAAAAAUAAGAUGGUUGGAGUAGUGAAAGUGCAGAUAUUUGUAAUCAAGUAAAUUAAAUAGUUAUUAGUAGUUAUUGUAAAGAAAACAAUAAAAUAGAUUAGGAUUUGAAGGGGUUCAAUAAAUUAUGAAGCAUCCUUGGUUUUUAAAUAUUAAUUGGUAAAGUCUGAUUGAUAAGACUAUGCCUUCUCCUUUCAAUGAAUUAGCUUAAUCUGAAGAUCAAGAUUUUAAGAGAUAGAUUUCAUCAGAUCAUGACUCAUAGGAUGCUCUGAUAUAAGAAAAUGCUAAUGCUUUGAGAAGGGAUUCUAUUUAAGACAUGUUCAAAGAUUAUGAAUACAAUGAUCAUGGAAUGACUGGUAGUACUAAUUCAACUUAAAUUAUAUGA